Molecule: messenger RNA, 435 nt
Organism: Microthlaspi erraticum
Lineage: Eukaryota; Viridiplantae; Streptophyta; Magnoliopsida; Brassicales; Brassicaceae
Source: the annotation of a GenBank genome assembly
AUGGUGAUCAAGCAAGAGAUAGAGAUUAAGCAAGAGAUGGAGAUUAAGCAAGAGAUUAAGCAGGAGAUUAAGCAAGAGAUUAAGCAGGAAAUUAAGCAAGAGACUAAGCAAGAGAUGGAGAUUAAGCGAGAGAUGGAGAUUAAGCGAGAGAUGGAACAUAGUGAUGUGGAAAUGCAUGUACCGAUGAAACAGGAGUUAGAGUCGGAACCUGAGAAUUUCCCACAACCAAUUGGCCAAUUGGUUAAGUUAACUGGUGAGGGAGAAGAGAGGAAACGUCAUUACGAGAAGUUCCAGUUUCAUGGCACCAGAUAUGGAGUAAAUGAUACAGUGGUGCUGACUCCAGAAGGCGAAAACAAAGAGCCCUAUGUUGCGAUCAUAAAGGUGUCAGCCAGCGGUUUCGAACCCAGGUUAGGGGUGUCAGAGGAAAGGGUUUGA